Orbicella faveolata is the source of this 1946-nucleotide messenger RNA. RefSeq lists its product as uncharacterized. The record is from RefSeq and is a predicted model, not a curated record. Gene Ontology annotation, biological process: establishment of protein localization to organelle. NCBI's taxonomy places the organism in Eukaryota, Metazoa, Cnidaria, Anthozoa, Scleractinia, Merulinidae. Gene Ontology annotation, cellular component: late endosome membrane; lysosomal membrane; plasma membrane.
UUAUCAGGUGACGGAAUUUUAGCAGACAAUACUUCCGCAACCUUGCACAGAGCAAUAUCUGCCUUAACUUCGACGGCGAUCAUGGCUUUUCUCUACCGUGCCUUUGUUGUGUUUGUUCUUUAUUCAGUUCUUGGUGAGUGGACAAAUGUAGCAGCUGUAAAUGAAGCUACAGCCAUACGUGUUGUUCCAAGUCCCUCAGUUACGAAGAAUGGUAGCAGCCUUUCAAAUGCAACAUCUCACCAUGUGAUGACCACACCUUCUCAUAACAUGUCAUCUGCCAUACCUCACAACACGACUGUCACGCCUCACAACACGACAAUUACACCUCACAACACGACAAUUACACCUCACAACACGACAAUUACACCUCACAACACGACAAUUACACCUCACAACACGACAAUCGUGCCACAUAACACUACAAUCAUGCCACAUAACAGCACUGUCAUGCCACCUCAUAACAUGACAAUCACACCAUCGUCAGCACACACUGUGAUGCCAACAUCUUCCGUGCAUCCAGCACCAACACCAGCACCAAAACCAGGCAACUUCUCGGUGAAGGAUAAUGGUACUGUCUGCUUGUUUGCCUACAUGGCAGCCAAAUUUGACAUCAUGAUUGUUUCAACGAAGUUAAGCCUUGAGCUACCAACCAAUGCUGCUGUGAGUGGAGAAUGUGAUAAAUCUGUCCAAGAACCUUACAUUACCUUGAACUGGCAGACAAUGGAAGGUUACAGCUGCAAUUUCACCAUGCAUUUUGUCAAGGUAGAAGGCAAAACUUUGAAGAAAUCCACUAAAGGUCGCUGGGCAGCUGCCAACUUGACAUUCUCUUUGAAAAAUAGCACUGAUGAGCCCCUCUACACAUUCCAUUCUGCAACAGGCCCACUGAGGCAGCUGUCUGCUGAUUACGGUUAUGCUUACGAAUGCCUGACAGAUCCCAUCAACUUCAAACUUAAUGCCAACAAUUCCAAUGUUAAUGUUACCUUAACAAAGAUUGAUUUUAAGCCUUUUGAUGUACAGGAUGGGCAUCUUGGCAAUGUGGAGAAAUGCAACUCCCCAGCAACACCAACGUCAACACCAGCACCAACACCAACACCAACAGGAAAACCAGAAAGCCAUGUGGUGGCAAUUGCUGUUGGUUGUUCUUUGGCUGCCCUUGUUAUUAUCAUUGGCAUUGGUUACAUGAUCGGAAAACGCCGCAAGAGAAACCAAGCAGCUGGAUAUCGCAAGCUGUGAAUAUGCCGCACCACAGUCAGAUGGAGCAAGAGUUGAAAUCUGUGAUCCUGGCUGCAAGGGGAAUGCAGCAAAUAAACUUGUAACACAGUUAGUAGGUUUGUAGAAGAACAUGAUCAGGCAUAUUUUUGAGUAACUGUUUUUGUAAUAAUGAGUGAUUUGACUUUACUCUAGAUGAUUAGCAGUCCAAACUGAACAUUGUCUUUUUGUUAUGCUGUAUGAUUGACUUGGACAAUGGAAUUUUUGUCAAAAUCUAAACCAUUACACUACAAAAUAUGCAGUCGGACUGUUGUUAAUCAUGGAGUAGUUUUCACUUGUGAUAAUCUGUGGAAAAUUUCUCAUCAGAACGCAUUUUAACCACUUGAAGAGCAACUUUCUAGAUGAAAAUUAUUCUUGGGAUGUUAUUGGUUAUAGAUCACUGGAGCAUUACUAGAUUGAUUUUAACAGGAUUAUUGCCAGCCUGGCAAUUAAAUGACACUCACAGGUACAAACCACCCAAGGGGAAAUCCCAUAUAAAAAGGUUGGGGGCACUCGUCGUACCUUUUAGGGGCGAGAAAAGCGGUUUCGGUACCCCUCUUAGGGUAUUAAGCCUUAAAAGGUCCACAGUGGGAAUUUUUGCAGUACCUCUUAGGAUAUUGAGCGAACAAAAAUAAAACAUGAGAUAAUGUUUUGUUUUAGAAUUGGUACUGACCUCUUAGGAGUGAAAAGAUAUCAAG